Molecule: messenger RNA, 1710 nt
Organism: Halteromyces radiatus
Lineage: Eukaryota; Fungi; Mucoromycota; Mucoromycetes; Mucorales; Cunninghamellaceae
Product: fatty acid desaturase-domain-containing protein
Exons: 1
Coding region: 86-1657 (523 amino acids)
Biological process (GO): lipid metabolic process
Cellular component (GO): membrane
Molecular function (GO): oxidoreductase activity, acting on paired donors, with oxidation of a pair of donors resulting in the reduction of molecular oxygen to two molecules of water
Source: RefSeq, a predicted model, not a curated record
UUUUUUUUUUUUCUGUUGUGUGUAUAUACAAUUCAUAUUAUCUAUUCGUGUAUAUAUACAUCUAUUUUAUAUCUAUCUAUAUAUCAUGCCACCGAAUGCAGAAACAACGACUUGCACUCAAGAUGCAACUGGAAUGAUAACACAGGAACUGUUCCAAGCACGCGUGAAGAAAGGAGAAGCGCUCUUUAUCUUUGACGACAAAGUAUAUAAAGUGGAUACAUUUGCAGCACGACAUCCAGGCGGUGAAUUAGCUAUUCGACAUGGUAUUGGACGCGAUGUGACAGAUGAAAUACGAAGCAUGCAUCCACCCGAAGUGUACAAAGUGAUGAUGAAAAAAUUCUAUAUUGGUGACUAUCUUCCGAUACAAUCAAGUAAACGACAACAACUAUCAUCUUCUCCUGAAUCACCCAACCAUAGUCAACAGAUGGAAAAGGUACUGCAAGCAUCAUGGGGUGGUCGUCUCAGUGUGGAAGCCUUCGACGAAGCUAUUCUGGAUCUUCAUCAAGCACAUGCCAAGGAUCUUCAACAAGGUAUGGUACAAAAGCAACAGAACAAGGUGGUGGAUGCAGCAACGAUGCGACAGAAAUACCAAGCUUUGGAGCAAGACUUGAAGGAUCGAGGGAUGUUUGAAUGUAAUCGAUAUCGUUAUGGCAAAGAAUGUUGUCGGUACGUACUCUUGUUUUAUGUGGCUAUUUGGAUGGCGUUGCGUGGCACAUGUUUUACACAUUACAUGAUAAGUGCGAUCAGUUUGGCAGGCUUUUGGCAUCAAUUGGUGUUUACAGCACAUGACGCAGGACAUAACGAAAUCACAGGGCGAGUGGAAACAGACCAUUUGAUUGGCGUGAUCAUUGCAAAUUUUAUCGGUGGACUCUCUCUUGGCUGGUGGAAGGAUAAUCACAAUGUACAUCACAUCAUGACCAAUGAUCCUGAACAUGAUCCUGACAUUCAACAUCUUCCUUUUCUGGCGAUCAGCACUCGAUUUUUCCAAAACUUGUACUCGUCCUACUACCAGCGUGUGAUGGCUUACGACGCAGUGGCUCGAUUUUUUGUUGCUCGACAACAUCAUCUGUACUACUUGAUCUUGGCGUUUGGACGAUUCAAUCUACAUCGUUUAUCCUUCCGAUAUUUAUUGACAUCCAAGCAAGUACGCAUGCCUCGUCUCGAAUGGAUUGGUAUUGGUGUGUUCUUUAUCUGGUAUGGCUCUUUACUCAAUCAAUUGCCCAACUGGGGUACACGUGUGAUGUAUAUCCUUGUCUCUUAUAUGCUGACGUUCCCACUUCAUGUGCAAAUCACUCUUUCUCAUUUUGGCAUGUCAACGGAUGUGAUCGACAAUGAACCCUUCCCGGCCAAACAACUACGUACGACGAUGGAUGUGGAUUGCCCUGUGUGGUUGGAUUGGUUUCAUGGUGGAUUACAAUAUCAAGCAGUACAUCAUCUAUACCCUCGUUUACCUCGACACAAUUUACGACUCUGUGUGCCUUUUGUACGACAAUUUUGUAGAGAAACCGGACUCCAUUACUAUAUGUACAACUUUUCCACAGGUAAUGGUGUGAUCUUGGGUGCUAUGAAAUCAGUGGCGGAUCAGAUCCAUUUAAUGAAUGAUGUGGCAAAAUACAAUGCAGAAGGUUGGACCAAGGAUGACAAGAAACAACAUUAGUGAAAUAUUUAUUUUUUGUUAUCUCAAUAAAAUCAUUAUUUAUUAUAACGUUA